AUGACCGUCUUUCAAUCCUUUUUAGGCAACAAAAAGUUAGUGAUAGCAUGUGCAGCCGCUGCUGUGAUUACGAUUUGUGCAAUUGCGAUUCCAUUGAUUGUGGUGUCAUCCUAUGAUGAAUUCGCUGGUCGGGAUGUUUUAGACGAAGUUCCACUAAUUGAUGGCCACAACGAUCUUCCCUUCAACAUCUACAAAUAUGAACGAAAUCGAUUAGCGAACUUCAAUUUAGAUUCAAACCUAAAACUGCAUCCGGUGUGGGGUGAAGCGAACACCAGCCACACGGAUCUUCCUCGCUUACGGCAGGGUAAGUUGAGCGCCCAGUUCUGGGUAGCGUACGUCCGGUGCAAUGACACUCAAUAUCUGGACGCUGUCGCCAGAACUUUGGAACAGAUCGAUGUGGCAAAGCGACUGAUCGCCAAAUACCCAAACGAUCUGAAAUACGUUACCUCAGCCGAUGGAAUCAUGGAAGCUUUUGAGGAGAAAAAGAUUGCAUCUUUGUUGGUGGUUGAGGGAGGACACUCGAUCGAUUCCAGACUGGCCGUGCUUCGAGUGUUCUACGAACUGGGUGUUCGCUAUCUAACGUUGACACAUUCGUGCAACACACCGUGGGCUGAUGCUUCGCCUAUCGACGAGAUGACGGAACCGCAGCUGAAUAAUCUGUCCCCCUGGGGACGCAACGUAGUUUGGGAGAUGAACCGUCUCGGAAUGAUGAUCGAUGUUUCGCACGUCAGUCACGGGGUAAUGCGUGAUGCCAUCAAGUAUAGUAAAGCUCCGGUAAUUUUCAGCCAUUCGUCUUCGCAUGCCGUUUUUCAACACCAUCGGAACGUACAGGACGAUGUAUUGCGAGAGCUGGUAGAGAAUGAAGGCAUUGUAAUGGUUAAUUUCUAUCCAGCUUUUGUGGGUGGAAAUUCUAUAGAUGAUGUCGUUAAGCAUUUCAAUCACAUCAAAUCGAUUACGGGACCCGAUUACAUAGGAAUUGGUGGAGAUUAUGAUGGGGUUUCUGCAACUCCGCAGGGUUUGGAAGACGUAUCUAAGUAUCCAGAUCUGUUUGAUAUGUUAGCAGCCGGUCGACUGAAAUCUGGCGAAUGGUUUAGACCGUGGACUAGGGAAGAGUUACGCAAACUGGCUGGUCUUAAUUUAUUACGUGUGUUUAGAGCCGUCGAGCAAGUUCGUGACAGUAUGGCAGAUGUUGCACCGUACGAAAAUAUCAUACCAUUUGAGGAAUUUGAAAAGGCAGGUGUUGGCAAUCAACCGUGCAUGUCAAAUAUGGGAAUACAUAAGGAAUGA
Messenger RNA from Sabethes cyaneus, 1287 nucleotides. RefSeq names its product dipeptidase 1-like. The record is from RefSeq and is a predicted model, not a curated record. Gene Ontology annotation, molecular function: metallodipeptidase activity. The transcript has 4 exons. NCBI's taxonomy places the organism in Eukaryota, Metazoa, Arthropoda, Insecta, Diptera, Culicidae. The coding region runs from base 1 to 1287 and encodes 428 amino acids. Gene Ontology annotation, biological process: proteolysis.